CGUCAGUGGCUGUUACAUUGUCUUAGAGCUUGCUUGUGCCAGUAGCUGAAGUAUUUCCCCUGUGUUUACAUCAAACAUGGUAUUUAGCAGCAGAUACACAGUUAUUUGUUUUUUCACUAAUUUUAUUAACAGUUGUAACCAAACUAAAGUGUAACAGAAUAAUUUUGGUAUUUUCCACUGUCAUGGCUAUAGGAAUAUUAAUACAAGGAAGCAUUGCAUUCGUUAAUAAUUACGAUGUUGUUAUUCGUCAAUAUCCAGAGCAACUUUAUAAUAUGAAUGUACUGAAUGCAGCCGCCUGGCAUGAAUUAUUCAGUUCUGGCCAUUCUAAUAUCACAGGGUAUUCCAUUGGAUUAACUGCCGGUUACCUGUUUUACAAAUACAAAAACAUUAAAGUAGCAAUAAAUAAGGUUCAUAUUAUUUUAUGGUGGAUUCUCACUUUUGGCUUAUGUAUCUUCAUAGUACUAAUUGCUGGUAUAAUGUAUAAACCAGAUUACAAAUACACCAAAAUACAAUCAGCACUUUACUGGGCAUUCGGGAAAAACUUAUUCGCUAUGGGGAUUGCAAUAGCAAUAUUUGGAAUUACACAAAAAAUUGGUU
This is a messenger RNA of Anoplophora glabripennis (Asian longhorned beetle), 597 nucleotides long. RefSeq lists its product as uncharacterized. The record is from RefSeq and is a predicted model, not a curated record. Lineage: Eukaryota; Metazoa; Arthropoda; Insecta; Coleoptera; Cerambycidae. The annotation marks the transcript as partial. The transcript is spliced from 4 exons.